AUGCUGUAUGCAGUAAACUAUGGUGGAUUCAAAGAUAACGGUAGGGAAACACUUGGCGCAAUUUGUAUCAUCCUCAACAUAGCCAGCAUUGGAGCACCGUUAUUCCAAAUCAGAGAGGUCAUUCGAACGAAGAACUCCGAAUCAUUACCACUUCCUUUAUGUCUGGCAUGUUUUGCUGUCAGUUUACAAUGGUUGCUAUAUGGAUUACUUGUGCACGACAUUGUUAUACAAGUACCAAACUACAUAGCAACAUUAUUAUCAGUAAUUCAACUAUCACUGUUUGUCAUCUACCCUCGACGGCCAACAUUUAUUGAGAUGGAGGAUCCUCUUUAUACUGUAAAUAAGCGAAUUAAUCAAGACAUGAUGCAGCUACUACUGUUCAUCUUGCUCGCAGCUGUAUCUGCUAUUCGAGCACACGAGCCGCUGGAGGACAUCAGAGAUGAAGUGAUCAUGACUUUGCAGGAAUCACCGGAGACAAAGAAAUCACUGGAAGAGAGAAUCAAGCAAGAGCCGAAAAUCGAUUUCGUUCAAGUUAAGCCCAUUGGAGACGACAUAAACGAAAUCAACGAGAACUGGCAAAUUGAUGAAAACCUCUUCCAGGGCGACUUAGCCCUAACACCGUGA
Molecule: messenger RNA, 624 nt
Organism: Haemonchus placei
Lineage: Eukaryota; Metazoa; Nematoda; Chromadorea; Rhabditida; Trichostrongylidae
Source: the annotation of a GenBank genome assembly